CAUUCAAACUUUUAAGUUAAAGUUGCACUAUUUUAUCCCUCUCAAGUCCUUCAAAAACCCCUUUGAGUUUCAUUCUUUAGGCAAUCUUGAAGCACCACAAGAUCGAGAAAAUUAGCAAUGGAAAAAGUUAAAGUUGACUUGAAGGUGGUUUGGCUAUGUGGUUUUGUCUUGCAACUCUCCUUUUAUGCUACCACUCUGGUGUUGCCUUCCAUCGAAGAUGAGAUUUUGAUGAUGCCCAGAAAUGUAAACCAUGGUGUUUAUAAGUCUGGCGGUCCGAAUAUUACAAUAUUUACGGCACCUCUUAGGCCUUUUAGAGAUAAGUACAGAAAUGUGCAGGCUGUUGCGGUUAGAUCAUGGCUUGGUUUGUCUUCUAACAUCAAUGUUGUUCUCUUCAGUCAAGACCCUUUGGUUUUCUCCUUUGCAGCUGCCUUUGGUUCUCGGGUUUCUGUUGAAUCCAAUAUCGACUUCACGUUCUUGGGGACUCCAUUCUUUCAUUCAAUGGUUGCAAGAGCACAAGCAUCAACCUCAGAUGUAUCUGUCCUGUUAGACCCUGAAAUUCUUUUAUUGCCGGAAUUUAUUACCAUCUUAAAUCAUGUUGUAAGACUUGAUUAUGAUUGGCUUUUAAUUGCCUCAUCUCGGAAUGCUUCUGACUUCCCCUUCCAUUUGGAUACAGAUGCAAAACAUUGGUUAUCCGACAAAGAUAAACAGAUUAGAAUCAAAAAGUUGCAGGAGUUUCUUGCAGCUACUUCUCAGUUGAGAAAUUGUGAAGAAAAGAUGAUUUUGGCAUGGAAUAAUGGGGAAUUUCCUUUACAUAAAGGCGUUCUUCCGCCUUUCUUGUUCAGGAACGGGCUACACAAACGUUGGAUCAUUAAUGAGGCCCUAUCGUCUGAUUAUAGGUUUGUAUUCGAUGCCAGUUUGAUCAUUUCAAACUUUUAUCAUGAUGAUUUUCAACACGGGUCUUACCAAUCGGUUGAGGCCACGAGUACUCCAGAUUUUUACAGAAGUUGGGAGACUUCGGGAAAUGUACAUUUGGCAGCACAAUACGGAUCAUUAUUUUUUCAUGAAGCAAGUUAUUCAAGCAUGGUUAAGCUUUUUCGGUGUGAUGGCCAGUACUUAUUUGUGAAUACAGCAGAAGAUAUUAUUUACCCAUUUCAGAGUCCGAAAGCAAUAAGCAUUAGGAAAGGAGGGGGUUCUAGACUCGCGAGAAGUCAAAAGAUUAUGAAAUGUGUUACUGUAUGCAAGUCCCAAGUCAAGCUCAAAGAGUGUUCUGUAAAAAAUCAACUGAACUUGUCUACAUUGCCAUCCCUUCCAUUCUCCCAGGAAUCUCUUCUUUCGGAACGUUCAGAUCAGAACAAGACCAUUGUGCUUGCAGUAGCUGGUUAUAGUUAUAAGGACAUGCUGAUGAGUUGGGUAUGUAGACUGCGCCACCUAAAAAUCUCUAAUUUUCUAGUAUGCGCUCUUGACCAAGAAACGUACGAGUUCUCUGUCUUGCAGGGCUUGCCUGUUUUCAAGGAUUCACUUGCCCCAUCCAACAUCAGCUUUGAUGACUGCCAUUUCGGCACCAAUUGUUUUCAGAGUGUAACUAAAGUGAAGUCCAGAAUUGUUGUCCAGAUACUGAAGAUGGGUUACAAUGUAUUGCUCACUGAUGUUGAUAUUUACUGGUUUAAGAAUCCAUUGCCUUUGGUUAGUUCUUUCGGUCCUGCAGUUCUUGUGGCACAGUCUGAUGAGUACAACGUUAAAGGACCUAUCAAUUUACCCCGUCGCUUAAAUUCUGGUUUCUAUUAUGCACAUUCUGAUAUUUCAACUAUCAAAGCUUUGGAGAAGGUAGUGAAGCACGCAGCUUCAUCCAAUCUUUCUGAGCAGCCUAGCUUCUACGACACUUUAUGUGGUGAAGGGGGGUCCAACCGUGUGGGAAACGACAGAUGCUUGGAACCUGAAACGAAUUUAACAGUUCAAUUCUUGAACAGAGACUUAUUCCCCAAUGGUGCAUAUGGAGGCCUAUGGGAGGAAAAAAAUGUGACAGCAUCUUGUCUGAGUAAAGGUUGCUAUAUUCUCCAUAACAACUGGAUUAAUGGGAGGAGGAAGAAGCUCGAGCGCCAGGUUUUAUCUGGCCUGUGGGAUUAUGAUACAAGCACAAGAAUGUGUAUGCAGAAUUGGCUAAGUAACAAUCCCACAAGCUACUUCUGAUAUUUGAUAUACACUCUCUGCUAAUUUUCAAAUGGUAUUCUUUUGGUAACAUUAAUUUCGUAGAAAUGAAAAGGACACAAGGGUAUGUUAUUUCUGAGCCUUUGAACUUUUCUUCCAAGGCUUGUAUUCAUCUAUUGUCAGUAUGUGUGAAAGCUGCUGAAAGAGUGAGCCGGCCAGGAAUUAACGAGUUGCAGUACAAGGGAAACUACAAGGUAUCUUGGAAUACCUGAACCUAGUCAAACUUUAAGUUCACUUGAUGUUGAAUCAGAAAGCUGGAUGCUAACAAUUAUAGCCAGGAAGCUUUUGGUUGCAAGAAAUGUUGAUGAGAUGUGUUCAGCUGUUCUGGAACAACAGAGAUUCCCGAAGGAGGAGGGAGGUACAAAGGGCCAUUCGAACACUGGAAUUAAGCAGACAACUGGAGAAUAUUAGUGUGAGGAUAGUUCAUGCUGGUGGUCGACAAGAACUCUAUCGAAGUGCAUUUCCUGCUUCUCAAUUGAUUGAGAAGUAUCCCGGAAUGUGUGUGGCUCAUCCAAGUAUCUUUAGAAAACCUUAUGAAUCACUUGUGCCAGCAGAAGAGCAGCUCUUACCUGGGAAAAAGUAUUACAUCAUCCCUUCUACUACUGUACAAAAACUGAAGCACAGACAUUCAAUUAAGGGGAAAGCUGAAGGAAACAAGGAACACAAGGAACCGUUGCCACAUAGAGAUGAUUAUUCGGAGGAAUAUAUUUAUACUGCCAAGGAUUUCUAUCUCUCGAAGGAAAGGCCAUCUAGAUGCUUGCCCAAUAGAAGCCAGAAAAAUAAGAAGCCCUUUGUCCCUCCUAACCAAAAGCCAAAUGCAUUGAAGAAAUUAAGGUGGAAGCCCAGACUAACAUCUAUACAGGAGCUAUCAUCAUGAUCUAAAAUUUUUCUGUUCCUGCCAACAAUUGUCGGUGUUUAUCAUUCUUAGCAUUCUACCGGGGACAGUUAAACCAGUAGUAACUUGUAGUGUCAGAGUGCGUAAUUUCAGUUUCAUUUUAUGUAGUGUGUCAUUGGAAUCUGGAACUCGGUUGUUAGCUUCAUUCCGCGACAUCUAUUGACCUACAUUUUGUAAUUUUGGCUGCAGAUGGAGUUGCUAAACUUAGAUUUGAAA
This is a messenger RNA of Daucus carota subsp. sativus, 3316 nucleotides long. RefSeq names its product beta-arabinofuranosyltransferase RAY1. Gene Ontology annotation, molecular function: glycosyltransferase activity. The record is from RefSeq and is a predicted model, not a curated record. Lineage: Eukaryota; Viridiplantae; Streptophyta; Magnoliopsida; Apiales; Apiaceae. The coding region runs from base 118 to 2187 and encodes 689 amino acids. The transcript has 5 exons.